UACCUCUUUAGAUCUAUAAAUAAAUAGUAACAUCCCGCGUACUACAUAUUGAUAGAGAAUUAUAUGCGCUUAAAGAGUCUAAACCUAACUUCACGUACUUUGGUAAUGAACAUAUUUACAUAAAAACAAUACUUGGGUUCACCUCAAUAGUAAAUAGUUAAAUUCAUCUCACUUUUUAUAACCAACUAAAAUGCCAUAUAGGAUUAGUUAAAAAAAUCAAUAAUUUUUUUAAAAAAUGGCUGAAAAAAAACAACACCAACUUUAAUACCAUUUAAAAAAACUCGAAAUUCUAAAAAAUCUAAAAUCUAAACCCUAAACCUCGAAUCCUAAACUCUAAACCCAAAUCCUAAACCCUAAAUACUAAACUCUAAACCCAAAAAUCUAAGCUAUAAACCGUAAACCAUCAAUUCUAACUCCUAAACUCUAAACCUUAAAUUCUAAACACUAAACUCAAAACUGUAAACCAUAAAUCCGAACUAUGAUCAAGUAAUGCGUUUAGGGUUUAAUUUAGGGUUGUGUUUUGGGUUUAUGGUUUAGGAUUUAAGAUUUAGGGUUAGAGUUUUGGGUUUAAGGUUUAGAGUUUUGGGUUUAGAGUUUAGGGUUUAGGGUUUAGGAUUUUGAGUCUAGAGUUUAGGAUUUAGAGUUUUGGGUUUAGGGUUUAGGAUUUGGGGUUUAAAGUUUAGGUUUUAGGUUUUAGGUCUAGGGUUUAGAUUUUUGAUUUUUACAGUUUCGGAUUUUGCAGACGGCUUUAACGUCGGUGUUGUUUUUCUCAGCCAUUUAUUUUUUAAUUUUAUUACUUUCUUAACUAAUCUUACAUGGCACUUUGGUUGAUUAUAAAUGGUGAAGUGAAUUUAACCAUUCACCAUGAAGUGAACCUAAGUAUUGUUCCUGGUAUAUCUACAAAGGUAUCUGGUGAAUAGGAAAAUGAGGAUAUGUAUCUGGUGGGAAAGACUCUAAAAAAACAUCUAAAAACUUAACAAAUGGCAAUAUAUUUAUGAUUAUUGACAAAUUAUUAGUAUAUUUGUUUUCUUUUUAAUGGUAAUUUUUUAUAUGAUAAAACAUUAAAUGAAGAAACUCAACUAAGUUUUUGGCAUUACUAACUAACAGUAACAUAUAUAUUCAAUAAAAUGGUUAAACCAUUAAUCAGCAGUGGUAGUAUAGUGGUAAGAAGAAGAAGUUGAGACAAGAUAUAUACAUAUAUAAACCCAUAGAUUUUUUAUUCAAAUUUUGUCAGAAUCUUAGUUGAUACUUGUUUAGUUAAUAGAAUCAUGUUUUAAACUUCAUUAAAAAAAAUUAGACUAGAGUAAGCGUUGAUACAGUUCUCUUUGAGCUUAGUUUCGGCCCAGAUGUUUAAAAAAAAACUAUCAACCUUUUAGAAAAUAAUUAGAUGUUAUCAACCUUCUGACAAACGAAAUAAUACAACAAGAAAAUGGGAAACAGUCAGUUCUAUAUAAACGUUUUCUUUCUCUCUGGAACAGUCACAGUCUCACAACUCCAAUAUUCAAGCAUCGCUCCUAUCUAUCUCUAGCUCAAUGGACGAAAAGAAAUGCAGAAAGAGAAACUAAAGAUUUCAUGAACGUUGAAUCUUUCUCUCAGCUUCCUUUCUUCCGUCGUCCUCCCUCCAAAGAUAAGAACCCUAAACCCAUUCGUCUCUUCGGCAAAGAUUUCACCAUUGGAGAAUACUCCGGUACCACCAGUCAACAAGACCACUCCGAGACCAAACAAAAAGAAGAUGAAGAAGUAGAAGACGACCAAACUGGAGAUAACGGUAAGGACAAUAGCACAAGCAACAACAACAGGAGAUUCGAGUGUCACUAUUGUUUUAGAAACUUCCCUACUUCACAAGCCUUAGGUGGACACCAAAACGCUCACAAAAGAGAACGCCAGCUCGCCAAACGCGGUGCGUCCUCUUAUUUUCACCAUCCCGACACUAAUCUAUAUGGCUACCGUCACUACCCGUCGUGGAGCAGCACAUCUUUACCGGCCGCUAGGUUCUAUGGAGGACACAUUACAGGUCCAGGACCGUCCUCCUCCUAUCACACACGGCCGAUCAAUGGGAGUCCAUUAGGACUAUGGCGUUCAUCUUCCAGCGUUAGAGGCGUUUAUAACCCAAACGCUGUGUUUACUAGUCAUGUCUCUUCUGAUAACUCAAUUUUAUCAUCCUUGGCUGGUUCUCAGCCGCAUCCACCGUUACAAGUGGGUGGCUCCGCAGCUCAGAACCGCAUGUCCUCAUACCGGUACGGUUUGAGUCCUAAUGUGCAAGAUCAUGUGAGUCUUGAUCUUAAUCUUUAACGUCACAGAAAAAAAACUAUAAUAUCUAUUUCACACAUGUUUUAACCAGUUCAUUUGGUAAAAUUUAAGAUUGUUAUGAACUUUUAGAGAAAGAAAUGGUAGGUGUGUGAAUGAGAAAAUGUACGAUGUGUGGGUCUUACGUUAACGUAAUUUAUUUCGUUAACACUUGAUGAUGUUUCUGAUGCUCAUGGCUCAUACUCCCUCUUUUACUGAAAGUAAGAUUUUCUACGCUUAUUAAAAAUUUAAUAAAUGUUUAUAAUUUAAUUUAUUUUUUACUUUCUUAUACAUUUUCCAAUAACUUUCCACCAAUAAAAUUUAAUCAAUUCAAAUAUUCUCAAUUAAUGUUCCUCAAAAGUAUAAAAAAGUACCUUAACAAUAUAGAAAAUCUAUCUUUGUGGAACAAGAAAAAAAUCUAAAACAUCUUUACUUUCAGGAACGGAGGUAGUAUAUAAUAAAAACUCAAUUAUAUGUUUUUAUUUCAAGCGUGCGUAAAUGAUAGAAAUGAAUUUUAUCAUUUCACGUGUCCACAUGCUAUUAUAUGUCUUUGAAGAUUCAGCUUCCAACAUAACUGUUUCGGACAAAACUCAGACAAAUUUCCAGACAUAGUAAUGAAUAUUCAAUUAAUAUCACUCAGCGACUCAAAUAAAAAUUUUCAAAAUAGGAUCAUAAAAACACAUCUCGAUGAAUAGAAAAGUUUUAGUUGACUCAUCUCCAUACAAUGGUAAAAAAAAACUUAAUAUUUUAACAAAGAAUAAUAAAGCUCAAGAUGGAAAUAAGCUCAGCUGAUGAUUUGGUGCGUGUGGGUAAGUGAAGACAAUGUACAAGACAAAAUGGUAUAGAGAGAGAAACAAAGAGAGUGGAGUGGUCCAUCAUAGAACGCAAAUGUAGAGUUUGUGAUAGAGCUUUUUCAUCCGCCCCUGACGUGACUAUUCUCUUAACUUUGUAAUUUCAAGUAAAGAACAUAAUCAAGAAGCUAAAGCAAAGCAAAGUUCCUCAAGCUUUCUACUUUUAUGGUGUCUUUUUUGGCAAACCAAAGGAAUAAAAAAAUCUCUCUCCAAUAUAUAUGUAUAUCGUUAUCAAUGAACUCAAAGAGUUGUGAUUCACAUACCGUAGACUCCACUUAACAGAUGCCAACGCGAAUGAGUAUGACGAGUCCGUCUUGUUGCAUUCAAAAGGACAGGUUUUGAUUGAACCCAUAUCUAAAAUAUGCCCUACAAGAUAUCAGAAAACGGUAAUGAUCCGAAAAGUGUUUUUGGGACAAAAACAUGGGAAAAUAAAAUUCUUGCACCUAAUUAACCAUGUAGUUUUGUUAUAUAUGUUGAACUAUCAAAUCAAAACAUUAAUAUUAUAGGAAAACGUAGCAACGGUUUGUGUUUAGGCCAAGGAUCCAGAAGAGCGUACGAGUUUCCACAUGUGACAAGACUUUAGUCACAGAAUAUAAGAAGCAUUGAUUCUCACCCUCCACCAGUAUAAUGCAAUAUGAAACAACUCGUGAUGGUUACAUUAUAUGCUUUAUUUUUAGAAGUGGGCAAAUCUGAUUAAAUCAAGUCUCUUAUGAAGGAAAUGGAAAAUGAUAUGCUAGACAUUCUAACCGGAAAAUGCCAUUAGAUGCAAUGCAACAUCACAACACUUCUUCCCGUGUACUUUUCUCUAACCAGUUAUAUCUUUAAACGUUGUAGCAUGAUGUCUUAUAUCAAACUAACAUUAGCAAUAUCAAUAUCAGUGACACCAACCUAAAGCAAUAGAUAAGUUUGAGAGGUUGCAGAAAGCGACAUAGUGAUUUUCCUGACCUGAGUACUUUAGUCGUGGAACAGUUUCCAUCAAGUUUAAAUGGAAUAUUGGACCAGAUGCUGCAACCUUAGCCUGUAGAUCAAAAGGGAAGUGAUAAGGUUCUUUAGACAAUUUUUGUGGACAUGUUUGAACAUAACUUUUGCAAUAAGGAUGUUUCAGUUGUCACCAAGCGUAGUAUCAAAACAAAUGAAACAGAAAGAGUGAAAUGACGCAUAUGCGCUCCCCAAACAGUUCCCUCAGCUACAAACAGUACCAGUUGGGAAUUACAUUAGUAUUUUUAUCAUAUAAUAGGAAGUUUAAGGAAACUAACUACUAGUAGAAUGAUGUCAAAAGACUUUCACGUCAGUCGCAGCUACACUGGACCUACCAGUUACUGCAAUUGAGAAGGAAGCUUGUGAUGAGUGGACAAGGUGAUGAAAAGAGGCACAAGUAAAGACAUUGUAUAAAUCUUAUAGGACCACUUUUUGUGUUCAGUUGUUUUUGAAGAUGUGCAAAGAACUUGGUAGAAUCUAAAGAACAGUGGCCCAUACCCCUAGAAGGAAAGAAAAUUGCAAAACCAUGAGUAUGAUAGUUCGAACAGUACA
Brassica napus (rape) is the source of this 4667-nucleotide messenger RNA. Its product is annotated as zinc finger protein GIS. NCBI's taxonomy places the organism in Eukaryota, Viridiplantae, Streptophyta, Magnoliopsida, Brassicales, Brassicaceae. The record is from RefSeq and is a predicted model, not a curated record. The transcript has a single exon. Gene Ontology annotation, biological process: trichome morphogenesis; trichome differentiation; response to gibberellin. Bases 1573 to 2292 code for a protein of 239 amino acids. Gene Ontology annotation, molecular function: DNA-binding transcription factor activity.